This is a messenger RNA of Symbiodinium sp. CCMP2592, 579 nucleotides long. The record is from the annotation of a GenBank genome assembly. Lineage: Eukaryota; Dinophyceae; Suessiales; Symbiodiniaceae.
AUGAGAGCCGUCUGCGGUCUUCAGGCCAAAACCAGACGAGGCGAACUCCGGUCAACGGUGGGCGCAUCGUGGACCACCACCUUCUUGCACACGAACGGCGAGUUCCAGAAAAGGGAGCCGGAGUUAGUUAGCAGGAUCCGCGCGCUGGCGGCCAAGGUGAACUGCGAGGAGGGCUGGUCCAUGCCGGUGGAAGAGGGCAACCUGAGGUGCAUUGAGCACCACGAGUACCUGAAUGGCGGAGGCCUCGCCGACCAUCACCAUCGGGACACCGGCUCCUUGGUGACCAUUGACCUCAUGCUGAGCGAAGCCAGCUCGGGUGGUGAGUUCUGCACGCUCGAAGCAGACGGACUGCUCAGGGAGCACGAUUUCCACCGGGGAGACGCCAUCGUCUUCCCGUCCCACAAGCCGCACAGCGUGGGACAGAUCACAAGUGGCCGUCGAUCUGUCCUGAUUGUGGAGAUUUGGCCGGGCCUCCCCCGUAGCUGCGCGCACCGCUGCGUCGGGGAUCCCGAGGCUGCUUGCGACUUCGGUGUCAUGGACAGUGCCCGGGAGAACAUGCGGUACCUCUUUGCGAGAUAG